Messenger RNA from Schistocerca cancellata (South American locust), 3262 nucleotides. It is a transcript of the gene Topors, whose product is annotated as E3 ubiquitin-protein ligase Topors. The transcript is spliced from 7 exons. The record is from RefSeq and is a predicted model, not a curated record. NCBI's taxonomy places the organism in Eukaryota, Metazoa, Arthropoda, Insecta, Orthoptera, Acrididae. Gene Ontology annotation, molecular function: metal ion binding; ubiquitin protein ligase activity. Bases 497 to 2803 code for a protein of 768 amino acids. Gene Ontology annotation, biological process: protein monoubiquitination; protein polyubiquitination.
CAUGAUAUUAUAUUUGUAUUUCAUUAAAUUAUAAGAAAGGGCCAGAAAGAUGCAGAGUGUCGAAAAGAGCGGACAUCGUUAUUCAGGCUUUGCAUAAGAGAGUUACAAUUCCAUGUCAUUGUAUUACACGCUUUCUGUGUGUUAUGAAUUUAUAUCGGUUAGUGUUGCAGUGAAAGACAGAGCGUAUUACGGUCUCCAGUUCAUUACUGUCCAAGUAAAAGAUAGUUACGCUAACAUAGGUGAACCUCUCAUCUGUCAUCAGUGAAGUGCCGUAUGUCGCCAAGUUAUCAGUUUUCAUAUAUUGUGUUUGGCAUGUCUUCCUGCAUUGGUAGUGAAUUGUAGCUAACAGAUAAAAUUUCAUUUUGGAAGAAGAAAGUGGCAGCUGCGGCUUUUUUUUUUAUAGGAGACUGCUCGACUCAAUGCUGCCGUUUCAUCCUAACCACUUAAUUUUGACAUGAAUUUUGCGUAGGAAACAGUGCCGAGAGAUCAUACAAGGAUGGACAGGGAAACUUGCAGUACCCCACUAACUGUUCAUGGAACAGUUAGUCCAAAGUCACCUUCACGCUCGCUCACAGGAAGCCCAGUGGAUGACAAGACCUCGGUGUUAACACCUGUCGACCGUGCUUCACCAGAACCAAACUGUGCAAUCUGUCUGGGAAAACUACAAAAUAAAUCCUUCACAAAUAGUUGUUUGCACCAAUACUGUUUCACGUGUCUACUGGAGUGGUCAAAGGUAAAGGCAGAAUGCCCUCUAUGCAAACAAAGUUUCCAGUCCAUAAUACACAAUGUCAGAUCUAUUGAGGACUAUGAUCAGUAUGAUUUAUUACCAAAUGAAACAGCUGCAGCACCCACUGCGACAACCACUGUAUCAGUCACUGCUUCAUACCAUUGGACACUGCGCGACAUGCCACGAUUUCGAUACAGGACAACAAUGACUGGAAAUAAUGGCAGAUUUCGUAUAGAAGAAGUGAAUCCUGUAGUUCUGCAGCCACUCCCACCAGCGAGACGACCUCAGCGUGCGCCUUGGACUCGGUCUCGUAGACAGAUUGCUACUGCAGAAUUCAGACGCUCAAUAUACGAGAGAAAUUUGUGGGUCAUGCCAUUACAUGACAUUACAGGAAGAUACAGGGAAUCUUCUCCCGAAUUUUACAGAAACAAUCCAGCACAGCUGCAUAGAUUGCUUCCUUGGCUUUCUCGUGAGUUGUCAGUGCUUAUAGAGAAUCAGUCACGGUUGGCUUUAGUUUUGGACUGCAUUCUAAAUAUGCUGCAGUACCAUUCAGUUAACAGCAGCAGUAUAAGAAAUUAUCUUCGAAACAAUAUCAACCCUAGGCAUGUUGACCAUUUUAUCCAUGAACUUUGGACAUUUGCACGUUCUCCAUAUGACAUGAUUGGUUUUGACGAGACUGCUGAGUAUGGUUCAUAUGAAGCUCAUACAAUAGAGCUUCCACCGUCACCCCAUUCAGUACGUGAUGAUGAUAGUGAUGUGGUUGUGAUAUCAUCAGAUGACUCAGUUGACUCAUCACAUGAAACUGUUGCAAAUGAGGAUGAUAAUGAUAUUGAUGUUGAAGGUGUUGGUGAAGCUUCCCACCUAUCUUCCAUUAGCAGUCGUUCUGGGAGACAUGGGAAUACUUCACGCCAUACUUCUCAGAGAGUGCAAGCAGGUGAAAGUUUGCAAGAUCAUUUGUAUACAGCAAAUAUAAGAUCACAGGCAUCAGAUGUUGUUUCAUCAAGUGAUUCUGAAGACUGUGUUAUAGUUGGCUAUGUUAAACCAUUGCAUGAAAGAACUCCAGAAAUUGUUGCACUCGAUACAGAUGAAGAUGUUAUAGAAGAGCAAGAAACUUCUUGUGAAACAACUGCAAACUCUAAUAGUAAUAAGAUAAAUGACAAUAACUCAAAUAAGCUGCACAGCUCAGAUACAGUGAGUCCUGUUGCCUCUACCUCAGGAUCUCAGCGAGAAAUGCCUGAUUCCACUGCUGGCUGCUCUAACUACAUUCCAGAUUCAGUAAAAAGUUCCCGUGUGCACCAACACAAAGAAAAGAAAGUUCGUUCCAGCAGAAGUAGAGUCAAGAUUAAUAAGAAGCCAACAAGAGCGAAAAGUUCACAAAGCAGUAGUUCAUCCCCUUUUUCACCAGUUGGUCUAAACCGUUCAAAACAACUCAUCUACAGUAGUUCAGACACACUGAGUAGCAGUCCCAUCAGGCGUCGUAGAUCUAAAGGGAAGCGACUGAAGAAAUUACCUUAUAGCUCUGAUUCAUCGAGUGGAAGUUCUCGCAGGUGCCGCAAAGCCAGAGUGAGUAAUUUAAGCAAAUUGUCGUGUAGCUCUGAUUCAUUGAGCAAGAGUCCUGUGAGGCAUCACAUUUCUAAGGAAAGAGAAAGUUCAAGGUAUGCUUAUAAUUCUGGGAGAUCGUCAUUAGAUGAUUAUAGUUAUCCACUUGCUUCAAGGAUUUCUGUAUAUAGCUCACCAUAUUCUUCUGAUGAUGAAAGUAUUUUUGGCACUGAACAUAAACCAAAACUGCGAAGCAUUGUUAUUCCGAAACAAACCAGCACUUCAAAUACUAAAGGUGUGUCAUAUCCCUCAACAUCAUCGACAUCAUCUAGUUCAGUUCGUCAGCAUGAGCCUUCAUUGAAUCCGUGGAAUCUGUCUAGCCGUGGCAGUAAAUCAAAGCAUAAGUCAAGGAGGCAUGACAGGAAAAAGCGGCGAAGAAAGGAGCGAUAUACUUCUUCAUCAUCUUCAGAAGAUUUUGUAAUUCGUCAUACCAAACGGAGGUCUGAAAAUGCUGUAAUUUAUUCAGACUCUGACUAAGGGCUUAAGAGCCAGGUGCAUUUUCCUUUUAUUGUAAAUAAUAUAUAUACUCGUGUUCAGUUCAAAGUAUUUCAGUAAGUUAAGCAGUAAAUGUGUAAAUUUUACGGAAGUUGUUAUUUUUUUUUUUUUUUUUUUUUUUUUUUUUUUUUUUUUUUUUUUUUUUUUUUUUUUUUUUUUUUUUAACGUAGUGCAGUGAACAUAAUAAUGUGACAGAUUGCAAUGCAGGAAGACUACAAGAGCCGUACAACAGUGCUUGUAGUGUUUGUAAAUACAGUGCUAACUGCGAUAAUAGAAGUUCGUCAUAAAUCAUCCAGAUGUGCCCUUAUUUAUUUUUUGCCCUGUUUUCUUUUCCACUUGGCUGUGUGAAAACAUUACGGGUUGCUGCUGGUUAGAGUAAAGACCAUUUAAAGGUGCUUUGUACUUAAAAUCAUGAUUGCAUUGUAUAUUACUUUGAAAGAA